AGGAGAAGAGGGAAGCGGCUGCAGCGUGCAAUUCGUAAUUAGGGCGCUUUGAGCAUCUCCCGGCGGGGGCGCAGCGCCGGGCGGUGAGGGGAGCUCGAGCGAGCCGCCCCGGCCGCCCCGGGCCCCGCCGCACGCCUCCCCGGGGCCGGAGCUGGAGCCGUGCGAGCCGUCGGGGCUGCGGCAGCCCGGGCUCCCCAGAGCCGCCGGGAGCUCCGCGAUCCGCCACCAUGGGCAGCGCGGCCGCGGAGGAGCCGGGCAAAGAAGCAAUAGAGGUGAAAAUCCCACAGAAUCACCAGGGUGUGAUGGCCAAUGAUGAGCAGUAAUUACUGCAGCAACACUUCAACCAGCAUGAGUGUCAACGAAAUGUCUGCCUUCCCUCUGACUUUAGAGCAAAAAACUGGUUUUGCUUUUGUGGGAAUUUUGUGUGUUUUCUUGGGACUCCUAAUUAUCAGAUGCUUCAAAAUCUUGCUGGACCCCUACAGUAGUAUGCCUUCUUCUACGUGGGAAGAUGAAGUUGAGGGGUUGGAUAAAGGGACAUUUGAAUACGCUCUUGCAUGAAAACUCAUAGAAUAUCCUGCCUUAAAUUUGAUGAUGAUUUCAUUUUGGAAACCAACUGUUAGUACAUUUGUUAUACAUACAUACAUUUUGAAGGUAUGUUGGUAGCAUCCAUUUUUGUUAAAUAAAUAUUUGUUGCAAACUCAAAAGACACUUCACAUUGCUUUUCUAUGAGGAACAGUGGAAUGGUGAAUAAGAAAUGGUUAACAGCAAAGAAAUACUACAAUAAACAAUUCACUAUAAAGUUAACACGGCAAAAAAAGGUUGGUUCACACACUAUCAUAUUAUAAGGAACUAAUGGGAAAGCUAAC
Molecule: messenger RNA, 866 nt
Organism: Cygnus atratus (black swan)
Lineage: Eukaryota; Metazoa; Chordata; Aves; Anseriformes; Anatidae
Gene: CTXN2
Product: cortexin 2
Exons: 2
Coding region: 310-558 (82 amino acids)
Source: RefSeq, a predicted model, not a curated record